Messenger RNA from Chelmon rostratus (copperband butterflyfish), 777 nucleotides. RefSeq names its product oligodendrocyte transcription factor 4 (gene olig4). Gene Ontology annotation, molecular function: protein dimerization activity. The transcript has a single exon. The record is from RefSeq and is a predicted model, not a curated record. The coding region runs from base 1 to 777 and encodes 258 amino acids. NCBI's taxonomy places the organism in Eukaryota, Metazoa, Chordata, Actinopteri, Chaetodontiformes, Chaetodontidae.
AUGGAUUCCGACUCUGGCUCCACCGGCAGCCGCUCCUCAUCCCCAGACCUGGUGGUGGAUGACUCUGCUGGGAGCUUCUUCUCCAACAAGAUGUUCCAGACGUACUGCCGAGAAAACGGAGCAGACAGCGGGGCCGGCAAGGGCAGGAUGGAGUCCUGCGGCGGAGGCGGUAAGGCCAAGACCAGGUCCGAGCUCAGCAAGGACGAGGUGCAAGACCUGAGACUGAAAGUCAACAGCCGGGAGAGGAAAAGGAUGCAUGAUCUGAACCAGGCGAUGGACGGCCUGAGAGAGGUCAUGCCCUACGCUCAGGGACCCUCAGUCCGCAAGCUGUCGAAAAUCUCCACCUUGCUGUUAGCUCGCAACUACAUCCUCAUGCUGUCCAGCUCCUUGGAGGAGAUGAAGAAGUUAGUGGGGGACGUUUAUGGAGGCAGUGCUGCCGUCCAGAGCCGCACAGCCGCCCAUCCCGCUAUUACCCCUGCAGCCCCCACAGCCCACCUCCCCCUGCAUCCUCUGGCCCAGUCUCUGCACUCUCUGGUGGGCAGCACGCCUGCAGCUCUCCAGCAUCACACAACUUCUACAGCUGCAGCCCCAGCCCCGCACUCCCCUCCAUCUGCCAGCUUCCUGGGUUUUCACGCUCCAGUCCAGGGCCUUCUGAAGGACCCGCUCCACCUGACCAGCACCUACAGGCACUUCCCCGGCAUGCCCUGCCCCUGCUCACUCUGCCAGCCUUUGCCCACCACUACUUCCACAUUGCACAGCCUGUCUAUGACCAAAUGA